GAAACUUUUCAAUCUUGUGGCCCUUUAAUUAUAAUUCACCAAGAAAAACUUUCUCGGUACCACAUGCAUUCAUUUGUGCUCUUUUUCAGUUGUUCAUAUUAAGCAAGCACACAGAAAAUGUAUAGUAGCACAGCUUUUGUUAGUUACAAUAACUCUUUUUUAUUUUUUUGUUUAUUUUUUCCUCAGCAGUUGUGAUAGAUGGCCAAGAAGAAGACAUGGUUUAGUCUGAUAAAAAGUUUUUUCAUCUCAGAACCACAAUUGAAACCGGAAAAGGUAAACAAUGACCACGAUUUUUUUUCAAUUAUAAUUAUCUUUUCUUAAAGCCUCACUAAAACCAUACCUAAUAAUAAUCAUACGGUUUUCUUCAAAUGAUGCAAAAGAAGGAGAAGCGAACGAGAUGGGUCUUCCGACUGCUCAAGAUCAAGAAACUGUCCCCACUGCCCGAAACAUCUCCUGCAAAAGAAAGGCUGACAUGGCAAACAGCUGAACAGAGUAAUAUUUGUGUCAUUAGUCCCCAACACGAAGUAGCGUCUCAAAAUCAGGCUGCUACCAAGAUUCAAGCUGCUUUUCGCCGUUAUCUAGCAAGAAAAGCACUACAGGCGCUGAAAGGAGUGGUCAGGCUUCAAGCUCUUAUUCGCGGUUGGGCUGUCCGGAAGCAAGCUAUUCACACCCUCAAGUGUCUGCAGUCCAUAGUGAACAUCCAGACAGAAGUUUGCUCAAAGAGAAGUGAAAGGAUUAAGAGCAGUUUGUAUUGUCAAGAAUACAAGUGUCAGGAUUUCAAGGAAAAGGACAUAAAGGCACAUUCCAACAGCCAAAAAAGGUGGGAAGACAGCACACUGACCAAAGACAAGCUAAACGCCCUCUUUUUGACCAAGAGAGAAGCUUCCACCAAGAGAGACAGAAUUAGAGAAUACUACUUAAACCAUCGGAGAUCAGCCGAAACCGAAAGGGACAAGGUGCAUGGGAGAAGAAAAUACUGGCUAGAACAAUGGGUAGAUGCCCAGCUGGCUAAAAGCCCUACUCUCGGAAACUUAGAUAGGAAUUUUUCAGCAAACUCAGGAUAUUUACAAAGGCAAUAUCAGGCUGAACUUCCAGAUCCUCAUGCAUAUAUCCCGACAAAAUCAGGUCAUCACAGGAAGCAACAUUCAAUAGGGAACGAUAAUUCAUUCCCAGGUUCACCUAUCAUUCCUGCAUACAUGGCCUCCACUGAGUCCGCCAAAGCAAAAGCCAGGUCAUUAAGCUCUCCAAGACUUCGACCGCUUAAUUUUGAUGUUUGUUCAGAGACAAUGUCUCCUUAUAAGCGUAAGUGUUCUCCUAUAUCGUCUAUCAAUAGUGAGCUGACGAGCAGCACCUGGGUUGAGAAUCAUCUGAAUACCUCACAAAGAUCAUUGGGUUUGAAAGGUCCAGUAAAAUCAACUAUGAGCACAAAAGAACUCCGGAUUCGGGGGAUUUAUUACCAAAAUGGUAACAAGGCUGUACCCACGGAUGAGACAGAUUCUAAGAAAGCCCCAACUCCAACAUCCCCAUCACACAUGGCUGCCAACUCCUUCACCUCAGUCCAUCACCCCCUCCAUUCCCUAACCCAAACCUUCAAACACCAGACCUUAAUAAAACCACAGAAGAGAUUAAAUUCCAAACCACCCACCACCAUUAUCACCACCUCCAAAUUACGGGCCGCGGUCAUUGGCGGGGGCCCAGCAGGGUCCUCCGCAGCCCAAUCUCUUGCCUCAGGCGGCAUCGAGACAUACUUAUUCGAGCGCAGCCCAGAAGCUGCCAAGCCCUGUGGUGGGGCUAUACCUCUUUGCAUGCUCGACGAAUUCUCGAUCCCUACUCACCUCAUUGACCGAAAGGUCACCCAGAUGAAGAUCAUCUCACCUUCGAACCUCACAGUCGAUUUCGGCAAAACGCUCAAGCCCCACGAGUUCAUCUCCAUGGUCCGCCGUGAGGUGCUCGAUGACUUCCUCAGGGCUCGGGCAGAAGAGUGUGGGGCAAUCCUAAUUAAAGCCCUUGUCAAGAAUAUCGAAAUCCCUGUAUCGGAAAUAUCCCCUUAUGUAAUCCAUUAUAUUUCUAACAAUACUCACAAAUCCCUGGCCGUAGAUGUUGUGAUAGGCGCAGACGGAGCAAACAGCAAGGUGGCUAAGUCGAUAAAAGCAGGAGACUACAAGUGCGCAAUUGCUUUUCAGGAAAGGAUUAAGCUUCCGGAGGAGAAAAUGAAGUACUAUGAGAAUCUGGCGGAGAUGUACGUGGGGGACGACGUCUCUCCCGACUUCUACGCGUGGGUUUUCCCCAAAUGCGACCACGUGGCGGUUGGAACGGGAACAGUCCGGUUAAGGCAAAACAUCAAACACCUUCAGGGCGCGAUCCGGAAUCGAGUCAGAUGCAAAAUUGACGGCGGCGAGAUUAUCAAGGUCGAAGCUCACCCGAUCCCAGAGCACCCCCGGCCGACCAGGGUCCGGGGAAGGGUGGCUCUGGUCGGAGACGCCGCUGGAUAUGUCACCAAGUGCUCCGGCGAAGGCAUAUACUUCGCAGCCAAGAGCGGGAGGAUGUGCGGGGAAGGGAUCGUUCGGGCGUCGGAGAACGGGGUCAAGAUGAUAGGCGAGAUGGAUCUGAGGAGGGAGUACCUGAGGAGGUGGGACGAUGAGUACUUGGGGACGUUCAAGUUCCUGGACGUGCUGCAGAGGGUGUUCUACGGGAGCAACGCCGGAAGAGAGGCGCUGGUGGAGCUGUGCGGCAAGGAGUACGUGCAGAGGAUGACGUUCGAGAGCUAUCUGUACAAGAGGCUGGCCAAGGGGACGCCGGUGGAAGAUUUGAGGAUGGCGGUGGACACCGUCGGGAGCUUCAUUCGGUGUAGCCUAUUGGGGAUUUUGUAA
Molecule: messenger RNA, 2870 nt
Organism: Striga asiatica
Lineage: Eukaryota; Viridiplantae; Streptophyta; Magnoliopsida; Lamiales; Orobanchaceae
Source: the annotation of a GenBank genome assembly